Caenorhabditis remanei is the source of this 237-nucleotide messenger RNA. RefSeq lists its product as uncharacterized. The transcript has a single exon. The record is from RefSeq and is a predicted model, not a curated record. Lineage: Eukaryota; Metazoa; Nematoda; Chromadorea; Rhabditida; Rhabditidae. The coding region runs from base 1 to 237 and encodes 78 amino acids.
AUGAUAGCAGUACCACAUACCAAGCAACUUCUCAUUAACACCCGUGUUGUCCCAUGGCAUAUCUCCAUUGAUUUCGAAUACUUGUGGAACUUGUACAAGCCAGUGUUUCAACAACAACUGGCGAACUUGGGUCCAUUCACCCUGUCUAACCGAUUGAACCAAAUCGACAAUCAUUCCAUUAGACGACCUGAAAUAAGCAUGAAAAGUGAAAAAUCGGGAGUGUUACAGAAGAAUUGA